AUGGGCCGGUCUAAAGGAGAGACAUUGGGUCAGUCUAAAGAAGAGACAAUGGGCUGGUCUAAAGGAGAGACACUUGGUCCGUCUAAAGGAGAGACAUUGGGUCAGUCUAAAGGAGAGACAUUGGGUCAGUCUAAAGGAGAGACACUGGGCCAGUCUAAAGGGGAGACAAUGGGCCGGUCUAAAGUAGAGACACUGGGUCCGUCUAAAGGAGAGACACUGGGUCAGUCUAAAGGAGAAACACUGGGUCAGUCUAAAGGAGAGACACUGGGCCAGUUUAAAGGAGAGAUACUGGGUCCGUCUAAAGGAGAGACACUGGGGCAGUCUAAAGGAGAGACAUUGGGUCAGUCUAAAAGAGAGACACUGGGCCGGUCUAAAGGAGAGACAUUGGGUCAGUCUAAAAGAGAGACACUGGGCCGGUCUAAAGGAGAGACACUGGGCCACUCUAAAGGAGAGACAUUGGGUCAGUCUAAAGGAGAGACACUGGGCCAGUCUAAAGGAGAGACAUUGGGUCAGUCUAAAGAAGAGACAAUGGGCCGGUCUAAAGGAGAGACAUUGG
This is a messenger RNA of Pelobates cultripes (western spadefoot toad), 556 nucleotides long. The record is from the annotation of a GenBank genome assembly. Lineage: Eukaryota; Metazoa; Chordata; Amphibia; Anura; Pelobatidae.